Molecule: messenger RNA, 3296 nt
Organism: Brienomyrus brachyistius
Lineage: Eukaryota; Metazoa; Chordata; Actinopteri; Osteoglossiformes; Mormyridae
Product: tripartite motif-containing protein 16-like protein
Exons: 6
Coding region: 546-2165 (539 amino acids)
Molecular function (GO): zinc ion binding; protein binding
Source: RefSeq, a predicted model, not a curated record
UUCUUGUGUGAAAUAAAUUUAGCCCCGGUAUUAACGUAGCUUAUUUUAACAGUCAGACUCAAGUCUUUGAAGGUAAUACGGAUCUAAGUUUAGGUCAGUAAGAUUUUUUGUAACGGGAAGUCUAAAAUCCGACAUCCGGGAAAAAUAACAUGAAACUUGAUUUCACAGUACUGAAACGAAACCUAAACAUCCGGAACACAAACCACUUAAGUGACUUGUAUGCUUUUGGUAACUGAAGGUGUGUCUCAAUCAGCCACUUUCCAGACCCGGGCUCAGUCUCCCGAAGGCGCCUUAACGCUCCGUCGUACGCAAGUUUUAUCUUUUAACACAGAACUUACGAACGAAUACGAUCCGGCAUACGAACGAAGUUCGAAGUUCUCCGAAGUAUUCCAGAAAAAGCGAAGGGCUACGCCUCUGCGGAUCCAACUCAGGUGGAAGACAGUGAUUGACACACCUAGUCGACGAAAUAAAACUGAGUCGGGAAGUUUUUGGAAACGAGACUGUUUAUUGUAUUUUUUUGUUUCCAUUUGACAUAAAUAGUAAAAAUGUCCUUAUCAAGCUGCACUACGGACCAAGAGCAAUUCAAAUGCCUGAUCUGUCUGGAUUUACUGGAAGCCCCAGUGACAAUUCCUUGCAGACACAGUUUCUGUAUGGACUGCAUUAAGCGCGUAUGGGAUUGGAAUGAUGUUACUGGCAUCUACAACUGUCCCUGGUGUUCGAAGAACUUCAGCCCUCGGCCAAAUCUGACCAUAGAUGUCAUUCUGAAUAAGAAGGUGGAGGAGAUAAGAAGGUCCCGAACUAGAGAGACACUGUUGAGCAGUUCUGCUGGGAAGAAACGGAAGGCCCCGGACUCCCCAGCCCUGGCGAGGUCGGUGCACGUGUUUGGGAUACAGAAAGACAUGGUCUGUGCUUUACACCAUAGACCGCUGGAUGUUUACUGUCGUACGGACCAAAGGAGCAUCUGCUCUCAGUGUGUGACGGAGCUGCACCAGCCACAUGAGACAGUCUCUGUGGUCACUGAGAGGAAGAUGAGACAGGAACAGCUGGCGAUGGAGAGAAACAGGUUCCAGAAGAAGCUCCAGGAGAGGGAGAGAAAGCUGCUGGAGACCAGGAUGACUUUGGAGUCCUUCAGGGCCUCUGCAUGGGAAGCAGAAGAGAACGCUAAGAGUAUCUCUGCUGAGCUGAUCCAGACAAUUGAGGGAAGGUGCUCUGAGGUGAUCGAGGAGAUCAAAAAUCAGGAGAAGGCUGCAGUGGAUGAAGCCAAAACGCUGCUUCAGCGAAUGGAGCAGGAGAUUGCUGAGAUGAGGAAAAGGGACUCUGAGCUGGAGCAGAUUUCACGCACAAAGAAUCCUGUCCGUAUCUUACAGCAGAGGUGGCCUUUACCGAGCCUCCCAGCAGAACCUGACGAUCCCCCAAACCUGGUUGUAGACCUGCAGCUUCCCCUUGAGAUGAUGAAGGCAGCUCUGUCCAACCUGAAGUGGCAGAUAGGGGAUAUGUGUGAUGCAGAGGUGAUGAGAAUCUCAAACACAGCAAAUGAUCCCAGUUCUACUCAUGGGUCCAGUGCUGCUCCAGAGCGACCGUCUAUUCCAGAACAGUCUGAUCGAGAACCGAGCUCCAGACCAGAAUUCUUAAAAUAUGCCUGCCACCUGACUUUUGACCAAAAUACGGCCAACCAUGAGCUAACCCUGUCUGCAGACGGGCAGGAGGUCACACGGGGGGACAGACAGUACUAUGCUAUCUUCCCAGAGAGGUUCGUCUCUAAGAGCCAGGUCCUGUGCCGGGAGGUCCUGUCCGGUGGCCGUUUUUACUGGGAAGCUGAACUGGAGGGGACCAAGGCAGAGGUGGCGGUCACGUACAGAGGCAUUAGCAGAAAGGGGACCACAUCCCGUGCUUCCUUCGGGGCCAACGAUCAGUCCUGGAGCUUAGACUGCAUCAACGGGGUUUACUCUGCCUGCUACAAUAUGAAGCGCAUUGAUAUCAGGGUACCUUACAGCCCCCGGGUGGGAGUGUACCUGGAUCACAAGGCCGGGACUCUGUCCUUCUACAGCGUUUCCGACACCAUGACUCUGCUCCAUAGGUACCAAACCACCUUCCAUGAGCCCAUGUAUGCUGGGUUUUGGGUUGGUUCUGGAGCAACCGUUAAACUCUGCCAUCUGCAACAGUAAGGAAUUGCACAUUUGUGAAGCAGAAAACGAGACAGAGAGGAUGGUGCAUACACACAAAAGGUCAUGUAGAAUGUAUCACGUGUAUAAAUUCUGCCUUGCUUGCCUUCAGAAUUAAUCUGCCGUUGUGCAAAUUGAUGUAAAUCAUUGAUGAGUGGCUGCCUCCCAUCUCAGAAGUUCUUUCACUAAUGGACAAAUGUGAAAGCAGAUUGGGGAUGAACCGAAAAUUGCGUAUAUACUGUAGCUGAUGUUUACUCGCGUCUCCUCAAGGACCUUAAACUGUUUUGUGUACUUGCACCCCCAACAUAGAACACGAUAACAUAAACAGAGAUAUAACCCUUACUUAGAACCGGCUCUGAAUUAAGUUUCAGAAUUGCUGUAUUUUACCGUUUACUGUUCUUAGUUUUUGUAUUUUGUAGAUUUUGUUUUCCUAGUGUUUCCUUUGUAUUUCUAGUUCUUCUGUUUCGUAACUUGUAUUUUCUUGUUUGUUUUUGCGUAUAAGCUGAAGAGUAGCAAUUCAGUCUAUAAGAACAUGUUUCCAUUUUUAAAAUUAUGUUAUUAUGGUCUAAUGUAAUUGCAUGUUAUUCUACUGAAGGUAAGAUGUACAGGCACGGCCUUUCAGGGACAGACGCUAUGGCACGAAGCGAGCACAAAUAAUUCACAGUAUUUACUGAAAAUUAACCCCUAAAGCCUGUUUGAUUAAUUAGAAUCCAGCUGUCAGAAGGUCAGACAGUAAAAAUAAGAACUAUGUGUUUGAACAAACUGGACAGGAUUAUCAUCUGACCAACGAAAGAUUAACCUGACUCAAGCUCAGCAUCAGCUAUUUGUUGUUUUUUGACACCAUCUAGUGGCUCGUUGCGUAAUCUAACGCUUUAGUCUAUUGUGCUUGGUUUGUGGUUUAAGUGUUUGUGAUGCUGCCAAUACAUUUCAAAAUUUCAAAAUUUACAAUUUCAAAAUCAAUCAUGCAAUACCAGGGCUGCAAUACCUUGGUUGCCACCUACUGGAGGGAAUGGGCAUAGCAGAAACCAUUAUUUCAAACUGGUGAUUACAUGAAAGUUGACUAUGUACCUGGUACAUUUCAUGCAGGCCAUGGUCAGUGUGUUUUCUGAAACAAUAAAGAAAAAUAGAAAUUAA